Molecule: messenger RNA, 1733 nt
Organism: Punica granatum (pomegranate)
Lineage: Eukaryota; Viridiplantae; Streptophyta; Magnoliopsida; Myrtales; Lythraceae
Source: RefSeq, a predicted model, not a curated record
UAUGAGCUCACGCGGAUCCAAAAUACUAACCCGAAACCCGAUUUUCGCCGCCGUAGGCAACUUCAAAACCCCUCCCGCGCCGGUGAAGUUCCAUUCAAUGGCGGCCCAAGCACCGGCCGCCGGAGACACCCCCAGUUCCUCCACCGCCACUCCCCCGCCGAACCCUCAAUCCCUGCCUCCCCCAAAUCCCGCCACCACCGCUCCCUCUCCGGUUAAAGUCGAGACACCCUCCACUGACUCAAAAGUAACCCCCGCCGCCACUGCUGCGGCUACGCCACCGCCAAAGCCACCGGAACCCCCGGCUACUGAGGCCGACACCAUCCACAUCCCCAGAUACUCCAGGUGGUUUUCGUGGGAUAAUAUACACGAAUGUGAGCUCCGUCUCCUCCCAGAGUUCUUUGAUGGGAAGUUCCCAUCCCGAAACCCUCAGGUUUACAAGUACUACAGGGACUCAAUCAUCAAGCUGUACAGACAGAACCCUUCUAGGAAGAUCACAUUCACCGACGCAAGGAGGACACUUGUGGGCGAUGUCGGGUCCAUUAGGAAGGUCUUUGACUUCCUGGAGACUUGGGGGCUGAUUAAUUAUUCAGGGUUGGCUUCGAGUAAGCCUUUAAAAUGGGAUGAUAAGGAGGGGAAUAAGUCCAGCAGCGGAGCGGCUUCUCAAGGUGGAGGCAGCAGUGGAAGUAAUAAUGUUGCUGAAGCCUCGGGUUCGAGCAAGGAGACCGCUAAGAGGGUGUGCAAUGGGUGCAAGUCUGUGUGCACUAUUGCGUGCUUUGCUUGUGAUAAGUACAACCUGACGCUCUGUGCUAGAUGCUAUGUCCGCGGAAACUAUCAGGUCGGAGUAAGUUCUUCGGAUUUUAGGCGGGUUGAGAUCAACGAAGAGAUGAAGGCUGAAUGGACAGAAAAAGAAACCCUGCAUCUUCUUGAGGGUAUCAUGCAUUAUGGUGAUGAUUGGAGGAAGGUCGCGCAACACGUGGGUGGUAGAAGCGAAAAGGAAUGCGUGGCUCAGUUUAUUAAACUCCCCUUUGGGGAGGAAUUCGUGGACCCUGCUGAGAUGGAAAGUAAGCGGAAUGCCAUGGAGAACAAUAAUGCUGUAUUGGGAGCGGAAACUCCCAGCUCAUCUUUACCGAAUAAAAGAAUGUGUCUCACUCCUCUAGCUGAUGCAAGUAACCCGAUCAUGGCACAGGCUGCUUUCCUGUCAGCUUUGGCUGGGGUAGAAGUUACAGAAGCCGCUGCUCAGGCAGCUCUUACAACCUUAUCUGAGAUGGACUACGGAGUCAGCAGAGCUGGGUCUUUUUCAAAUCAUGCAAAGCCUCAAGAAGCCAGGCUUCCAUCAAAUGGAGAUGGUGGCUUAAAUGCAACGGAAGGAGCCUUAAUGGAGGCAAAUUCACAGCUCGAGAAGGAAGAGCAGGAUCUGGAGAAAGCCAUCUCGGAGAUAGCAGAGGUCCAGAUGAAAAGAAUUCAUGACAAGAUAGUUGAGUUUGAGGAGCUAGACAUUCUAAUGGAGAAAGAGAGGCAACAGUUGGACCAAUUGAAGAACAUGCUCUUCGCUGAUCAGCUUGUGCUCUCCAUCUACAAGAACAAAGCAAGGAAAUCUGGGGAAUGCAUGGAGGAGAAUGCGAGAUCUGAUUGAUGUUGUUCAUACCAUAGACUUGGAUUGUAAUAUAAUAUUUCAUAAAAAGCCUUUCGUGUUCUCAAAUUAAGAUAUUGAGCAUAGAACUCACUUCUCCUGA